This is a messenger RNA of Phytophthora sojae, 183 nucleotides long. RefSeq lists its product as hypothetical. The record is from RefSeq and is a predicted model, not a curated record. NCBI's taxonomy places the organism in Eukaryota, Oomycota, Peronosporomycetes, Peronosporales, Peronosporaceae. The transcript has a single exon. Bases 1 to 183 code for a protein of 60 amino acids.
AUGGAAAGGCAAGACUUUGCUCUACAACAUACACGAAGUAGAUGCCGAGUGGGAGCUGAUAGAUGUGGCGUUCGAUCAUGGUCUCACCACCUCCGAGCUUUCAACAAAACGGCUGAUGCUGUUGCCAAUCUGGCAAUGGACACGACCUGCAGCAGACAGUUCUCACAUUUGAAUUCGGGGUAG